Centropristis striata (black sea bass) is the source of this 1410-nucleotide messenger RNA. RefSeq names its product apelin receptor 2 (gene aplnr2). Gene Ontology annotation, biological process: immune response; G protein-coupled receptor signaling pathway. Bases 1 to 1410 code for a protein of 469 amino acids. The record is from RefSeq and is a predicted model, not a curated record. Lineage: Eukaryota; Metazoa; Chordata; Actinopteri; Perciformes; Serranidae. Gene Ontology annotation, molecular function: G protein-coupled receptor activity. The transcript has a single exon. Gene Ontology annotation, cellular component: membrane.
AUGUCGGAUGCAGACUUCCUCACCUCCCCCUCUCCUUCUCCUUCUUCCAUUUUCCACUGCGACUACAGUGACUGGUCUCCCUCCUUCUCCAUCAUCCCAUCCGUCUACCUUCUGGCCUUCCUGGUCGGUUGCCUUGGCAACGGCCUGGUGCUUUGGGCCUACCUGGACCGAGCCGAUGGCAGGGGAGCUGGAAAGCUGUGUCUCAUUUUCAGAACCAGUCAGCAGAACAUUAACAGUGCUGGGAGGUUUCCCCCUGGGUCACUUCCUCAUAAGAAGACAGAAAACUGUGGAUCUUCUUCAGGACAAAGACCCUCCUCUCACUCCUCCACCUCCUGCUCUUAUCCUCCCUCCAUCCCUCGCCCCUCCCGCUCCCUGACAGACUCUCUGAUAGCCAGCUUGGCGUUAGCUGACCUGUGCUUCCUUGUGACUCUCCCUCUGUGGGCCGUCUACACGGCGAUGGGCUACCACUGGCCUUUUGGGCAACCCCUCUGCCAAAUCAGCAGCUUCCUCACAGCGCUCAACAUGUACGCCAGCGUGUUCAGCCUGAGCAUGCUCAGUGUGGAGCGGUACUGGGUUCUGACUGGACGCCGCCACUCCAACCACUACGCCCCACAGAGCUGCCCCAGCAGGGCUUUGUGGAUACUUGGAGGGGUGUGGUUGCUGGCGGGGGUGCUAGCACUUCCAGGUUUGCUGCUGCGCUCUGUCAGGGAGGUGGACUCUGACUCUGAUUAUGACUGGGAAGUGGAGCAAAUUCAUCCUACUACUGACUCUGGAUCAGUUUUCCUCUCCUGCCAGAUGGAUUACUCCAUGCUGGUUGGAGCUGAGCUGGACGAGACGGAUCGAGAGAGGGCAGAGAUGUGGUGGGCAGCGGCCUUGAGUGUUAAAUCAACUCUAAUUGGCUUUCUGCUUCCUCUUGUCAUCCUGCUGGUCUGCUACUGCUCACUGGCCCAGCUCCUCAGUAGACAUUUUGGACGGGGCCCCCGUCCUGACCGUAGGCGCCAGAGAAGACUCCUCAGGGUCAUUGUCACUUUGGUGAUGGCUUUCUUCUUGUGCUGGCUGCCUCUGCAUGUUAAUAAGACUGUUUCAAUGCUGCUUGAGUUUGGUUUCGUCCCAUACUCCUGCUCUCUGGAUCAGAUUCUACUGGCUGCUCAGCCGUACGUCACCUGUUUAGCUUAUCUCAACUCCUGCCUAAACCCGCUCCUGUACGCUGCAUGUGACCCGUCAUUCAGGAAGAGAUGCAGAGGAGCUCUUCUCAUGUUGUGCAGGGUGAGCGAAAGAGGAGGAGGAGGAGAGGGAAGGGAGGGAAAGAAGGAAGAAGGAGAGGAAGAGAAAGAGGAGAGGAGUUCAGCCUUUCCCACAAGAACACAAGAGGAAACAGCAGAUAGGACAGAGGAGGAGAGGGUGGAAUGA